AUGGCUAAUCAACGUCAAAGUCGUGUUACUCAACCCCCAGAAGGUGCCCUUCCACCUCCUCACUCUGGAUUACCCAAUGCAUCUUCGUUGAGUGGUGAUGUGUCUCCUGUUGUCUACGAUGGAUCUCAUCCUGGUCCUGGUCACGAUACCACUUAUACUAAUUGUUCGAAAUCCGAAAAGGGUUGGAAUCGUGUUAAAGGUGAGGAUGGUACUUAUUGUAUUCCUGGUAGUCCUGGAACUGUUAAACCACCUGCCGACGCUGCUGCUUCUGCUGCUGCUGCUGUUGCUGCUGCUGAUGCUAAACCUGAUGGGGUUGUUCCUGUUGUGGGUGCUGUUGGUGAAGCUCUUCAGUCUAAACCUCUUAAUCGUACUGACGCCGGUCCUUCAUCUACGAAUGUUGGUUCUCCUACUGAGGCUCAUAAUCGUGGUUCAAAGAGCAAGGAAGAAAAGUCGAUUGCUGCACACGCACAACAAGGAGGUGGUAAUAAUCAGCAAGACAAUACUGAAACCACUUCAUCUAAUGCUGAAGGAGCAAAAGGGACGCAGACCUCCGCACAAACUCCAAAUGCAUCUACAGAGGGUGAAUCCACUACCACCACCACAACAACAACAACAACAACAACAACACUUCCUCCUGAACUCACAAACAACAAGAAGGGUGAUGCAGACAGCAGCAGCAGUAUCAGCAGUUCUGUGUGGGUGCGUGUACCACUACUGAUUGUGGUUACAAUGGCCUGUAUUCUUGUGUGCUGA
Molecule: messenger RNA, 753 nt
Organism: Trypanosoma theileri
Lineage: Eukaryota; Euglenozoa; Kinetoplastea; Trypanosomatida; Trypanosomatidae
Exons: 1
Coding region: 1-753 (250 amino acids)
Source: RefSeq, a predicted model, not a curated record